CGAACGGCUUACACUCCCUCGCCCAUCACCUCACCCCGUCUCCGCCUGCCUGCUUCCUCGCACCAUGGGCCGCGUCCUCCUCAAGGUCAUCAUCCUCGGCGACAGCGGCGUCGGCAAGACGUCGCUCAUGAACCAGUAUGUCAACAAACGCUUCAGCAAUCAGUACAAGGCCACUAUCGGCGCGGACUUCCUCACGAAGGAGGUCAUGGUUGACGACCGGCUGGUGACUAUGCAGUUGUGGGACACGGCUGGUCAGGAGCGCUUCCAGUCGCUCGGUGUCGCCUUCUACCGUGGUGCAGACUGCUGCGUGCUCGUAUACGACGUGAACAGCGCCAAGUCCUUUGAGACGCUCGACAGCUGGCGCGACGAAUUCCUCAUCCAAGCCAGCCCGCACGACCCCGAGAACUUCCCAUUCGUCGUCCUCGGCAACAAGAUUGAUGUGGAGGAGAACAAGCGGCAGGUAACACAGAAGCGUGCGAUGACGUGGUGCCAGAGCAAGGGGAACAUCCCCUACUUUGAGACCUCUGCCAAGGAGGCUAUCAACGUCGAGCAGGCCUUCCAGACAGUCGCGAAGAACGCGCUGCAGCAGGAGGCAGAAGAGCAAUUAUAUGUCGACUACCCGGAUCCGAUCCAGCUCGACUCCGAGAGCUCACAAAGCUACGGCUGCAACUGCUGAGCUGGACCAGUACUGCUGGCGGAGGGCCGAAGUAUGCCGAUAUGUUGAUAUAUUCCUUGUGACGCCUCUUUACACAGUCGGGCUACGACGCACUCUAUGGCAGUGUCUGGGACGUGCGCUACUACAGUAGGGGCACACCCUUACUGCAGACUGCGCUUCCAACGGUCAUCGGAUGUCGUACCGCUCGGACAUGCACCGUUCAUCAUUCCUGAUUCUGACCCAUGCUCAUAAUAUUCCUGUGUAGCAUCAUUCUACCGCCUUUCCUCUGUCGUACAUAUAUAUUCAUCUUUCCAUGUUCAGCGGCGCCCGUGCGCGUUUGUAUGGUGACUGAAGUCUUUGAUUAUCUGCGGCAGUUGAAGUGAGUGUCCUGCACUCCGGCUGACCGU
This is a messenger RNA of Schizophyllum commune H4-8, 1062 nucleotides long. RefSeq lists its product as uncharacterized. The transcript is spliced from 7 exons. The record is from RefSeq and is a predicted model, not a curated record. NCBI's taxonomy places the organism in Eukaryota, Fungi, Basidiomycota, Agaricomycetes, Agaricales, Schizophyllaceae. Gene Ontology annotation, molecular function: GTPase activity; GTP binding. Bases 65 to 676 code for a protein of 203 amino acids. Gene Ontology annotation, cellular component: vacuole; phagocytic vesicle; late endosome. Gene Ontology annotation, biological process: regulation of vacuole fusion, non-autophagic.